GGAGGAGGGAGGGGGGGGUAGGGGGGGUGCGCGGGUAACUGAUGUGCGCGGGUGAUGGUGGUUAUGGGCGGUGGUGUAGUAAUGGGCGCGCGAGGCAGCGAUGCUGGGGCGGAUGGGUCGACGGUGAAGGCGGUGAAGGCGGUGAAGGCGGGAGGCAAGUCGGGACGGGGCCGGCGGAGUCGGGCGAGCUCGACGUCCAAGGCUGCAGCUCGGGAGAUGCUUGGCGGGCGGGCGAAGAUUCUGAAGAUUCCGUUUGAGAAGCUGCGCAAGCUGCAGGCUGUGGGCUCUGGCCAGUUUGCGCUUGUGUACCGGGCCGAGUGGCGGUCGUCGCGAGCGCCAGGCCAGAAGAAGCGGCAGUUUGUGGCGAUCAAGUUUGCCAAGAAGAACAUGCUUGAUCAGCGUGACUUGCUCAAGGAGAUCCGGCUGCUGUCACGGCUGCAGCACCCUAACGUGAUGCGGAUCUACGGAGUGACGACGGACCACAAGGGGCGGCGUGGAGCGGUGAUGCAGUACAUUCCGUGGUCGCUGGUCAAGGUGCUCGACAAGGUGGAUCCUGUGCGUGUGGCACUGGACGUGGCCAAGGCGCUCAAGUACCUGCACGAGCGCAAGUUCCUGCACAUGGAUCUCAAGCCGGACAACGUGCUGAUCACGACGAGCGGGCGGGCGGUGCUGUCUGACUUUGGGCUCGCCGGGCGUGUGGGCCUGACGACGCCUGCGGGCGGGGCCGGGACGCGCGGGUACAUGGCACCCGAGGUGCGUGACGUUGACGUAGCGGGGCGGCCGCGGUACUCGUAUCCUGUGGACGUGUACUCAUUUGGCAAGCUGCUUGUGGACCUCAAGGCGUACAAUGAGGCGACGCCUGAGGCGCUCAAGAAGCUCGCCAAGCGGUGCAUCAAGACUGAGGCGUCAGAGCGGCCUACGUUCCGGCAGAUUGUCAAGUUUCUGAAGAAGCUGCGGCUGAUGUCGCCGCCGCCACAGUUUUCGUCGUCGGGCGAGGUGCUGUCGUCGGCACCGUCGCGGUCUGCGGGCGAUCCGCGCGGCUCGGGCGGCCUUGCGCCGUACUCGCUGGCGGCCGGCCCGUCGUCGCUCGCCUUUGCCUCACCGGCCUCGUCGUCCGACUCGACGUCGAGCGAGAGCAAAGGAGCAAGCACCAGCAGUAGUUCGAGCGAGUCGAGCAGCUCGAGCUCGAGUUCGAGCUCCAGCAGCGAGUCGAGCAGCUCGAGCACGUCGUCGUGACCAUGUGAGAUGAUGGCCACUGAAGGCCGUAAACUCUUCUGACCGACC
Messenger RNA from Thecamonas trahens ATCC 50062, 1284 nucleotides. Its product is annotated as TKL protein kinase. Gene Ontology annotation, biological process: protein phosphorylation. The record is from RefSeq and is a predicted model, not a curated record. Lineage: Eukaryota; Apusomonadida; Apusomonadidae. The transcript has a single exon. The coding region runs from base 55 to 1236 and encodes 393 amino acids. Gene Ontology annotation, molecular function: protein kinase activity; ATP binding.